GGUUUCUCUCUCUAUAAGAACCUCCCACUCUCAGUCUCUCACCACCAACCAUUAAACAUGCAAAAUCUGCAACUUUGCAGUUUCUUCUUCUUCUUCUCUUCCCUUUUUUUCUCUACAAUUCUGGCUCAAUAUUCAUGGAGCCAGAACACACAAUUCAACCAAGCCAAAAACUAUGAGGGUUCAUCAGAUCUGGUGGACCUUCAGUACCAUAUGGGUCCUGUCCUUGCUUCUCCCAUCAACCUUUAUGUUAUAUGGUAUGGCCACUGGAACCCUACUUAUCAAUCCACCAUUAGAGACUUCCUCUACUCUCUCUCCUCUCCUGCCCCUUACCCUUCUGUUGCUGAUUGGUGGAGCACUGUGAGGCUCUACACUGAUCAAACUGGCUCAAACAUCACUAGAACCAUUGCUCUCUCCGGAGAGUUUUACGAUUCUUCCUACUCCCAUGGAAGCUCUCUCAGCCGCCUUUCGAUGCAGUCCAUCAUAAAAAAUGCUGUCACUUCACAUCCAAGAGCCUUGCCUCUCAACCCGAGAAACGGGGUUUACUUAGUUCUGAGCUCAUCUGAUGUUAGGGUUCAAGACUUCUGCAGGGCGGUUUGUGGUUUUCACUACUUCACAUUUCCAACCCUAGUUGGUGUGACUGUGCCGUAUGCAUGGGUGGGUUAUAGCGGGAGUCAGUGUCCGGGCGUCUGCGCUUACCCUUUUGCCUGGCCUAAGGACUCAGGCAGGCCGCCACCAGGCACACCUGGAGGGAACACCAUUAUGCGCGCGCCCAACGGGGAUGCGGGCACUGAUGGGAUGAUAAGUGUGAUAGCUCAUGAGCUAGCGGAGGUCUCGAGCAACCCGCUUGUGAAUGCGUGGUACGCAGGUGACGAUCCGACUGCACCGACAGAAAUUGCAGAUUUGUGUAUGGGGGUUUAUGGUAGUGGCGGGGGUGGAGGGUAUGUUGGUGCGGUUUCAAAGGACAGAUGGGGAAAUGGGUUUAAUGUAAAUGGGGUGAAAGGAAGAAAGUUUUUGGUACAGUGGAUUUGGAACCCUGUGAAAAGAAGAUGCUUUGGUCCCAAUGCUAUGGACUAGGAGGAGGAUGGAACUGUGGUUAACAGCUGCUUAAUGCUUUUGUGCAAAAGUGCUUAUGGAUCUCUUUCUUGCUUUUGAGGUCAGAGGAGAGAGAGAGAGAGAGAGAGAUGGUGGAGGGCCCUAUUGGUAAAGGGAUUGGCGAUUUAGGAUGCUUGAUUUGUUUGAAAUUAUUACUUAUUAGCGGUUGUCAUGGAGACUAGACAAAAGCACUUUCAUGCUUUGCUUGUUCUAUUUAUAGGCUGCUUUUUUUGUAAUGCAUAAUUGAUGUAGAAGAUGCAAGUAAAGGCACUAUUUUGCAAUUGUACCACCAUAUGAAUAAAUAAGAUUAUGUA
Messenger RNA from Pyrus x bretschneideri (Chinese white pear), 1406 nucleotides. Its product is annotated as protein EXORDIUM-like 7. Lineage: Eukaryota; Viridiplantae; Streptophyta; Magnoliopsida; Rosales; Rosaceae. The record is from RefSeq and is a predicted model, not a curated record. Bases 58 to 1074 code for a protein of 338 amino acids. The transcript has a single exon.